Messenger RNA from Conger conger (European conger), 591 nucleotides. RefSeq names its product beta-crystallin A2-like. Gene Ontology annotation, molecular function: structural constituent of eye lens. Bases 1 to 591 code for a protein of 196 amino acids. The transcript is spliced from 4 exons. The record is from RefSeq and is a predicted model, not a curated record. Gene Ontology annotation, biological process: visual perception; lens development in camera-type eye. Lineage: Eukaryota; Metazoa; Chordata; Actinopteri; Anguilliformes; Congridae.
AUGAACACGCAACAGAUGGAGCAGAUGGGGCAGUUCCGGAUAACUGUCUGGGAGGAGGAGAACUUCCAGGGCAAGCGCUGCGAGUUCAUGCUGGAGUGUCAGAACAUCAUGGAGAGAGGCUUCCGGAAGAUCCGCUCCUUCAAGGUGGAGAACGGCCCCUGGGUAGGGUAUGAGUACCCAGAGUUCCAGGGACAGCAGUUUAUUUUGGAGAAGGGAGACUACCCGUGCUAUCAGGCUUGGAGUGGAAACAGCAGCUACAGAACUGAACACAUGCUCUCCUUCAGGCCAAUCAAAUGUGCUAACCACAGUGACAGCAAGGUGACCCUCUACGAGUGCGAAGACUUCCAGGGACGCAAGUUUGAGAUGUGUGAUGACUACCCCUCCUUGCAGGCUAUGGGCUGGUGCAACAAGGAGGUCCCUUCAAUUAAAAUCAAUUCCGGAGCCUGGGUAGCCUAUCAGUUUCCUGGUUACCGUGGAUACCAGUACAUCCUGGAGAGAGACAGACACCAAGGAGAGUACAGAAACUAUAAUGAGUACAGCACCCAGGCCCACACCAAUCAGGUCCAGUCUAUUCGCAGAGUUCAGCACUAA